AUGGCAAUAUUUUUCGAUAUGAUUGAAAGGUUUAUUGAGGUGUUCAUGGACAACUUCUCAGUAUAUAGAUCUUCAUUUGAUGAAUGUUUGGAGCACUUGAAUUUGGUAUUACAGAGAUGGAAGGAGACAAACCUGGUUUUGAAUUGGAAGAAAUGCCACUUUAUGGUGCAAGAAGGCAUUGCACUUGGACAUCGAGUUUCAGCAAAAGGAAUUGAGGUGGACAAGGCAAAAAUUCAGGUUAUAGAGAAGUUACCACCGACUACAUCAGUUACAGGGGUUCGCAGUUUCUUAGAGCAUGCGGGGUUCUACAGGAGAUUCAUAAAGGACUUCUCAAAGAUCACUAAGCCGCUAUGCAAUUUGCUAAUGAAAGACGUACCCUUUGAGUUUAAUGAGAAAUAUCUCAUAGCAUUCAACUCGUUGAAGGAGAAACUCACGACAACACCGAUAAUUGUAGCACCAGACUGGGAACUGCCAUUUGAAUUAAUGUAUGAUGCCAGUGAUCACACCGUGGGGUCUAAGGUCAUUGUCUACACAGAUCAUGCUGUAUUGAAGUAUCUGCUCCCAAAGAAGGAUGCAAAGUCGAGAUUGAUUCGUUGGGUUCUAUCUCU
Messenger RNA from Olea europaea var. sylvestris, 608 nucleotides. RefSeq lists its product as uncharacterized. The annotation marks the transcript as partial. Lineage: Eukaryota; Viridiplantae; Streptophyta; Magnoliopsida; Lamiales; Oleaceae. The record is from RefSeq and is a predicted model, not a curated record. The transcript is spliced from 2 exons.